Penicillium longicatenatum is the source of this 249-nucleotide messenger RNA. RefSeq lists its product as uncharacterized. The transcript is spliced from 2 exons. Lineage: Eukaryota; Fungi; Ascomycota; Eurotiomycetes; Eurotiales; Aspergillaceae. Bases 1 to 249 code for a protein of 82 amino acids. The record is from RefSeq and is a predicted model, not a curated record.
AUGGAUAAUCUAUCGCUCGCGGGGAAGCAUAAACUGGAUAUUUAUACGCUUCAAUUAUUAAAUAUCCUAGAUAGUACGCUGAUGAGACUUUUUGCUGAGCUCCCGCCGUAUUGCAUUUUUCUCUUAGAGGACGUGGAUACCGCUGGAGUGGGACGUAGAGACAGCGUCGAUGUAGCCCAAGAAAACAAGUCAAAGUUAGUAGUCACCCUAUCGGGACUUUUGAAUGUGCUUGAUGGCGUCUUAUUUUAA